AUGGUUAUUGCAACAAACUUAGGUUUUCCUCGUAUGGGUGCUAAUCGUGGGUUAAAAACACUUGUUGAGGGCUUCUGGUCUGGAAAAAAUAACGAAACUACUCUUCUUGAUGAUGCAAAGAAACUUCGUGAAGAACAUUGGUUACUCCAAAAGAAUGCUGGUCUUGAUCACAUUCCGUCUAAUGAUUUUUCCUUCUACGACCAAGUGGUCGACCACUCUUAUGCUUUUGGUGUCAUCCCUGCCCGGUAUAAAAAUCUCAAUCCUGGACUUGAAACCUAUUUUGCUAUGUGUAGAGGUCUUCAAAAGCCAGGAGUUGAUGUUGCUGCUUGUGAAAUGAAGAAAUGGUUCGAUACAAACUACCACUACAUUGUCCCCGAAUUUGAACCAAACCAGGAAUUCACUCUCAAUUCCGCCAAAAUCAUCAACGAGUACAAAGAGGCUAAGGCUUUGGGUAUUGAAACUCGUCCAGUGAUUUUGGGCCCAGUCACUUACCUGCUUCUUGGAAAACCAACAAGAGAUGCCCCUCAAGGAUUUGAACCAAUUCAGUUACUGAGCAAACUCAUUCCUUUGUAUGAAAAAUUACUAUCUGAAUUGGCUAAUGCCGGGGCUACAUGGAUCCAAAUGGAUGAGCCAUACUUAGUACUCGAUCUUCCCUCCACCUUCAAGAAAGAAUAUGCUUCUGCCUAUAAUGCACUUACCAAGGUGUCUGCCCAGUUGAAAAUUUUGGUUGCAACAUAUUUUGAUCACAUUGGUACCAACCUUGAUUUCAUUAUCGACACUCCCAUAAAUGCAAUUCACAUCGAUCUGGUCCGUGCUCCCGGACAAUUGGAACCAAUUUUGAAACGGUUACCUGCAACUGUUUCCCUCUCUCUUGGGUUGAUCAAUGGACGUAAUAUUUGGUUAGCCAAUUUGGAUGCUGUUUUGGCUGAAGCUCAGAAAGCUGUUACUGCUCUUGGUUCUGAACGUGUUUUCAUAGCACCAUCUUGUUCUCUUUUGCACACUCCUCAUUCAAUCCAAGGUGAGAAGAAAAUAGAUUCUGAAAUUUUGGGUUGGUUAUCUUUUGCUGUCGAAAAGAUCAAAGAAGUGGUAACCAUCUCUAGUGUGUUGGCUGAUGGUGAUCAGACAAAGCUUGAGGCUAACCGCAAAUUAGUCCAAGCCCGUAAAACAUCAUCACGUAUUCAUAAUCCUGUUGUGAAGCAGAGAAUGAAGGAACUCACUCCUGAUAUGUUCAAACGUAAAUCUGUUUUCAGCGAAAGACAAAUUAAACAAAAGCAAAAAUUAAAUCUUCCCUCCUUCCCAACAACCACUGUUGGAUCUUUUCCCCAAACAAAAGAAGUUCGUGCUAUCCGUGCUAAGCUCAAGAAAGGUUCUGUAGAUCAAUCACAAUAUGAUAGUUUCAUCAAGGAAGAAAUUGAGAAAUGUAUUCGCUUCCAAGAAGAAAUUGGUAUAGAUGUUCUUGUACAUGGAGAAUUUGAACGUAAUGACAUGGUGGAAUUCUUUGGAUAUGUUAUUAGUCAGAAUGGUUGGGUUCAAUCUUAUGGGUCACGUUGCAUUAAACCACCUAUUAUAUUUGGAGAUGUUUCUAGACCAAAAGCCAUGACAUUAGAAAUUAUUAAAUAUGCUCAAUCCUUAACCAAAAAACCUAUGAAAGGCAUGUUAACUGGACCAGUAACCAUGCUUCAAUGGUCUUUUGUUCGUGAUGACCAACCCCGCAAGGAUACCACAUUCCAAUUGGCUCUUGCCAUUCGUGAAGAAGUAAAAGAUCUUGAAGAUGCUGGCAUUUCUGUGAUUCAGAUUGAUGAACCUGCUAUACGUGAAGGAUUACCUCUCCGUAAGAAAGACUGGGAUGAAUAUCUCAAAUGGGCAGUUGACGCUUUCCUUCUUUCUAGUACCGGUGUUGAUGAUUCUACUCAAAUUCAUACCCAUAUGUGCUACUCGGACUUUAAUGACAUUUUUGAAGCAAUUCAACGUUUGGAUGCCGACGUAAUUACUAUUGAAAACUCUAGGUCAGACUUGAAACUUUUGAAUGCAUUUGAUAAACAUGGGUACACCAAUGAGAUCGGUCCAGGUCUCUACGAUGUCCAUUCUCCCCGUGUUCCUUCACAAGAAGAAUUGAAAGAUCGUCUGCAAGAAAUUCUCAAAUAUAUUGCCAAGAACCUCAUAUGGGUGAAUCCUGACUGUGGUUUAAAAACUCGUGGCUGGCCUGAGGUAAAAGCGGCAUUGAAAAAUAUGACUGAUGUUGCAAAGGAAUUCAAUAAAAUUGAAGCUGCUCAUUAA
This is a messenger RNA of Entrophospora candida, 2277 nucleotides long. The record is from the annotation of a GenBank genome assembly. Lineage: Eukaryota; Fungi; Glomeromycota; Glomeromycetes; Entrophosporales; Entrophosporaceae.